UAAUCUCAUGUAUUGAUGUAUCCACGUGUUUAUGAUUUUAUUAUUAACCUAUUUGACAAUAAUUAUUAUAAAUAUUGAAAUAAAUAAAUAAAUAUGAGUGAUCAGGAGAAUGAUUAUAACAGUGAUGAAGAAGUAUCAAAAGAUCAUUCAAAACUUCUUCAGGCUGUAACAAAACUUGACAAAGGACAAAGACUUCCGAAAGCAGAAAAAAGUGAGCCAACAACGAAAUUAUCACAAUUUCAUUUGAUAUCAAGUGGAAGUAAUAAGAAACAAACAAAUGUUAACUUGACUGAUGUAUUAAAGGGUAAUGUUGCUCUUAAACAUAUCAGUAGAAAACUUAAAUCAACUGAAAAAUCAGGUUUAGUAUUGCCAAAACCCUUGGAAAAAACAGCUGCUAAUAGGAUAAAUAGAAAAGUUAUUUAUGAAAAUACAGCAAAAGAACUUCAAAAAUGGGAUGCAACAAUAACUAAAAAUCGUGCUGCAUCAACACUUAAUUUUCCAUUGGGGAAACAAUCAUUUUCUGUACCAACAACAGGUGAAUUUGUUGAAAGAUUUAGGGUAAAAUCAGAUUUAGAAAAAAGUUUAGAUGCAUUAGAGCCACCAAAGCCAAUUGAGAAAAAGAAAAAAGAUAAUUUUCCAUUGACAUUAAAAGAAGCACGUGAAAGAAGAUUAGAAGCUGCUAAAUUUAAAAGACAACAAUCAUAUCUAGCAGCAAAAGCAGUUAGACAAAAUAAAAUAAAAAGUAAAAAAUAUCAUAGACUACAAAAAAAAGCUCAAAUAAAAAAAGAGCUUAAAGAAUUUGAACAGUUACAAAAAACUGAUCCAGAAGCUGCACUAGAAAAGUUUAAACAACUUGAAAAAAUUAGAGCACAAGAAAGAGCAUCAUUGAGACAUAAAGCUUCAAGUUCUAGUAAAUGGGCUAAAAAUAAAUUAAUCAGAGCAAAAUAUGACAAAAAAGCUCAACAAGAUUUGGCAAAAUCAUUAGCAAUUGGUCGUGAGCUAACAGAAAAAGUUAAAGUUGAUGAUAGUGAUGAUGAUGAUAAAGAAAUUGAAUAUAAUAUUGAUGAUCAUGUUGAAGAAGCUGAUAAAAAUAAUCCAUAUUUUAAAAAAAGUGAAUCAGAAAUUAAUGCAUUUGUUUCGGAAUAUAGAAAAUUUUAUGAUGAAUCAAAUAAAUUAAAAGAAAGUAAAAAAUUGACUAAUAAUUUUACAGUUCCUGAAGUUGAAACAUUAAAUGAAGAAGAGACAAAUGAAGAAGAAAAAAAAGAACAAGAUAAACAAGAUGAUUCAUCAAUUGAAAAUCAUCAAGUUACUAAAAAAAAAAUAACUAAAAAAGUUAAAAAUAAUAAUAAAAAAGCAAAAAAUAUAAAAACUGGUACAUCAGAUUGGUCUGUUGAUGCAUUUGAUGAUGAAAAAAAAGCUGAUAAUUCAGAGCCAUUAAAUUUAGAUGAUUUAUUUGAUGAUUUGGAAAUAAAAAUGCGUAAAAAUGUUAAUAAAAAAAUUAAAACUGCUAAGAGAAAAUUAAAAAAAUCAAUUGAAUUAAAUGACAAGGAUGAAGAUGAUGGUGAUAAUAAAAAAAAAGUAAAAUUAGAUAAUGAUUAUUCUGAUUUGUCAUUUAAAAAAACAAAAUUAAGACCAGAACUUGAUGGUUUGAAUGAGACAGCUGGUGAUGAACCAGAAGAAUCAUCAAAAAAACCAGCAGAUAAAAUGGUAUCAACAAAUUUAUCAUCAAAAAAUAAUAAAAAAGUUGAAAUUGAUCCAACAAAAUUCAUCAAAGCCAAGCCAAAACAUAUCAAGACAAUGUUACCUGAUGAUGUUACUGGUGGUGAUGAAGGUCUUGAUGACAGUCAAGAUGAAGAUGAUGAUGAUGAAUUUAAACAAAGACAGCAUAAAUUAAUAAGUGAAGCUUUUGCUGAUGAUGAUGUUGUUGGUGAUUUUCACAGAGAAAAACAAGAACAGAUUAAAAAAUCACAACCAGAAGAAAUCAAUACAGUUUUACCUGGUUGGGGUUCUUGGACUGGUAAAAAUAUCAAAGUAUCAAAAAGAAAACAAAAACGUUUUAUACUUAAAUUUCCAGUUGAUAAACCAAGAAAAGAUGAAAAUAAAGGUGAUGUUAUUGUAUUUGAAGGUGGUAAUCAAAGAAUAAGAAAUCAUCUUGUCAGUGAUUUACCAUAUCCAUUUGAAAGUGUUGCUGAUUAUGAAAAAAGUAUACGUGCACCAAUUGGUAGAUUAUUUGUAACAGAAAAUGCUCAUAAAAAAUUAACUGAACCAGCAAUUAAAACUAAAAUGGGACAAAUUAUUGAGCCCAUGACUGAAGAUGCACUUUUAAAAAAAGAUAAAAAAAUUGAAGGACAACUUCCAAAAAAAACAAAUUCUAAAAAUAAUAAUUCAAAAAUUGAAAAAAAAGAUUUUAAAAAGAAAUUUAAUAAUAAUUCAAAAAACAUUAUUAAAAAAAAAUUUGUUAAAAAAAAUAAUACAACAAAUGUUGUCAAAAAAAAUAACAACAAUGUCAAAAAAAAUUGAAUAAAUAAUAAAUUUACUGAA
This is a messenger RNA of Aphidius gifuensis, 2541 nucleotides long. Its product is annotated as U3 small nucleolar RNA-associated protein 14 homolog C. The transcript has 4 exons. Lineage: Eukaryota; Metazoa; Arthropoda; Insecta; Hymenoptera; Braconidae. Gene Ontology annotation, biological process: rRNA processing. Bases 94 to 2520 code for a protein of 808 amino acids. Gene Ontology annotation, cellular component: small-subunit processome; nucleolus. The record is from RefSeq and is a predicted model, not a curated record.